UUGGAAAAUCAUUAGUCUGCACUCUGCUUGUACUUGGUGCUGUGUUGGGUAUACACUAUACCGUAUAAGUUACAAUAUUAUAGCUAUUGUUGUGACACUUCUUCGAAGUUAAGUUUCCUGUCUAUUAAUAUUUUAGUAGUAACUUGCCCAAGUAUUUUAUUCUGCUUAAUUAUCCAGUUUAGACAGAGAUGGCUCCAAACUAUAGUAAGAAUGCUGUACUUAAAGGAACUAUUGACUACUUCUGUGUUGUGUGUGAAACAUACCUCAAGACGGAGGAAGACUAUAUUAAACAUAUAUCUAAACCCACACACAAGAAAAAUUUUGAAAGCACACAGUACGCGAAGGAGUUUGAAGAUGAAUGCAUCAGGAAGACGAGAGUCGGAUAUUUUUGCGAGUUUUGCAACGAGUUACUAACAGUUCUGGCCAGAGUUAGACUUCACGUGACAGACUCAAAGCAUAUGAAUAAUAAGACAUCGUUGGUCAUCGAGAGGAGUGGUGCAGAUGUAGUCGCCUUCGGUGAAAUUGUUAUAAACGAGAGGUCCUGGAACGGCCUUAAUGCUGAAUCCUGCGCUGUUUGCAACACAGAAUAUGAAAAUGAAGACAUACACAAAAACCAAGCCAAACAUAUCAUAAACUUGAUUCAGAGCACUCUAGAAGUUGAUAAGAAUAAAAAUAUAUAUAGAAAGAUAGAUGAACAGCUGUUUCAAUGCCUGACAUGUAACAUGGUGCUUGGUCUAAGCGACAGAACGAACCAUUUCAAUAGAGAUGAUCAUAAAAAACAGUAUGAAAAGUGUCUUCUUUCAAACAAAUCUAAUAAUGAUGAACAAAACAGUUAUGUAACAGAUGAUUUAAAAGAUAAUGACAUAAACAAGGAUGACAAAAAUCAAAAAGACAUCGCCUCCAAUGAGAUCGCGUCAGAUAAAUUAGACGAAAGAAAUAAUUAUCUAUUUAAAAACAAGCAGGGCUAUCUUUUAUGUAUCCUAUGCAGUUUAGGUGUGAAACUGGACGAUAUACACAGACAUAGAAAUAGUAGAAUGCAUAAAAAAAACCUUAAACAGCAUAGGGCACGCAUCGCGGAACUGAUAGAGGCUGGUGGAACGGAUAAAGAUCUAUUCAACUUCAUCAAAGAAUUUGAAGAGAAUCGAAUUUACAUAAAUUUGGAGAGCAAAACCGUUAUUUGUAUGAAAUGUGGAGAUAUUUUAUCAUAUUCUGUUGACGAAAUAAAAGAACACAUUCCCAAACACAAUAUUAAAAAAAAAAUUGAAUGUAAGUCAAAGGAUGAACCAUCUGAUGAGAAAGAUAAAAGUGAAGAUGUUAAAGAAAAGAUAAAAGAUACAAGUGAAAAUAUUAACGUAAAGAAAAAAGAUACCCGAGAAGAUGUUAAAGAAAAGGAAACAGCUGUAAGUGAAGAUGUUAAAGGAAAGAUAAAAGAUACAAGUGAAGAUGUUAAAGAAAAGGCAAAAGAUACACGAGAAGAUGUUAAAGAAAAGAUAAAAGAUACAAGUGAAGAUGUUAAAGAAAAGAAAAAAGAUAUAAGUGAAGAUGUUAAAGAAAAGAUAAGAAAUACAAGUAAAGAUGUUAAAGAAAAGAAAAAAGAAACAAGUGAAGUUGUUAAGGGAACACUAAAAGAAGCAGAAAGGGUAAAUGUUCAAACAAAAACUCAUGGUCAUGAACUUCAAUCACCGAGAGAUAAUAUUCCAGACAAAAAAAAUACAGAUGAAGCCACGGAAAAAAAGAAGCUUGUUAAAAUCAAAUUGCAAAGACAACCAAGCUACAAGUUCAUUGAGAGCACAGCUUGUGUGAAGUAUAUGAUUUUCAACGAUGUUAUUAUAAACAACAAGUAUUGUAUAUCAUUUGAGAGUUUUACAUUUAGAACAUCAAGUGGCGCUGAUCUAGAAUGUCAAGCCUGUAAAGUAUUAACCAAAUUUAGUCAUUUUUCUACGGAGGAACACAUAAAAAAGAUUAAUAUCAUCCCCGUAAUAACUAAUGAUGAAAGUGAAUUUGUUAGACAGGUUCAGAACGACUUAUUUCAUUGCGGAUUUUGCAACAUCGUUGUAUCUUCCUGGGGCAAUAUGCUGGAACAUUUCAACAGCCUGCAACACAAAAACAGCAGGAUUGAAUCAGAAUGGAGAAAGGAACUUUAUUUGUAUGAAAUGUCGAAAAAUGAUCAAAAACUUAAAGACUAUGAACAAAAUAUUAAAAUGCGUCUCUUAAUGAAUAUGUUUCAAGGAAUGUUCUAGAAGUGUGAUUGGGAUACGCUUAAUAAUGUUGUCACACUAAAUAAUGAAUCUCGACAAACCAGGAAUAAUUACAUAGUUUUUUAUAUGAAACUACUGCUGGGGAUUUUUCAGCCAGUAUUUCAUUUCAAAUUUGUAUUUAACUGUAUAUCAAUUGUAACCAAAGCAUUUAUCACCUAUUAAUUUUCUAUCUUUUUUUUUGUUAGUAAUUUUUCCCUUUUUCUUUCAUCUGUACUUUAUAAAACCCACAAUUUUUUUGGUUAUUAUC
Messenger RNA from Danaus plexippus (monarch butterfly), 2505 nucleotides. RefSeq lists its product as uncharacterized. The transcript has 5 exons. The record is from RefSeq and is a predicted model, not a curated record. NCBI's taxonomy places the organism in Eukaryota, Metazoa, Arthropoda, Insecta, Lepidoptera, Nymphalidae. Gene Ontology annotation, molecular function: zinc ion binding; nucleic acid binding. The coding region runs from base 189 to 2240 and encodes 683 amino acids.